AUGGCUGCCUCAAAGCCACUCCAGUUCAGACUCAUCUUCUUCAUGUCAAUCGGGCUGUGUCAAUUGGACGCCAAUGGCAACUAUGACGGGUAG
Molecule: messenger RNA, 93 nt
Organism: Fusarium proliferatum ET1
Lineage: Eukaryota; Fungi; Ascomycota; Sordariomycetes; Hypocreales; Nectriaceae
Exons: 2
Coding region: 1-93 (30 amino acids)
Source: RefSeq, a predicted model, not a curated record